Molecule: messenger RNA, 966 nt
Organism: Glycine soja
Lineage: Eukaryota; Viridiplantae; Streptophyta; Magnoliopsida; Fabales; Fabaceae
Product: histone H2A.Z-specific chaperone CHZ1-like
Exons: 2
Coding region: 176-652 (158 amino acids)
Source: RefSeq, a predicted model, not a curated record
AGAAAUAGUUAGGUUCCGCAUUUUGGGUUUUGUGCUAAGGCGAGCCAUUCGGUGUGUGUGACAGUGUGCCUGAGACUCGAGAGACUGUUGCCGCCGGUAUUAAUUCUUCUUCUUCUUCUUCUUCUUCCUCUUCUCCCCCCAAACCCUAAUUUCUUCAAUUCACGAAAUCACAUUCAUGGCUGAACACAACGACCCACCCCAAGAACCCACAUUGCCCUCCUCCAAGCGCAAGUCCGAUCUCGACCUCCAAGACCUCCCUUCCAAAAUCCCCAAGCUCGACCUCAAAGAAAACGACGACAAAGACCUCCAAAACGACCAUGAAGGCGAGAACGACGAAAGGGAAGAGGACCGAAAGGGGAAGGGGAUUAUGCGUGACGACAAGGGCAAAGGGAAAAUGAUACUAGAAGAAGAAGAAGACGACGACGACGAUGACGAUUCAGAUGAUGGUAGUGAUAGUGAUGACGACGGAAGCGAUUUCUCCGACGACCCACUCAUGGAGGUCGAUUUGAAUAACAUUCUGCCGUCCAGGACUCGCGGCCGGACGGCGAGUUCCGGAGUUCGCAUUGACGGUGACUCGGGGAAUGCUGCCGCCGCCGCUUCCGCUGCGGGCAUCAGCGAUGACGAUAGCGACAGUGACGACAGCGAUGCUUGAUUUCUGCAGAGAGAAUUUGGUGACAUAGGGGCCAAAGGUGUGAGACAAGGUCAGGUUGAGUGAAAUCCAAAAUCCUCCCCUUCCACUGUGUUGAGUUUAGUUCUUAUCUAAUGAAUUUUCAUAACUAGAUAUGUUUCUAAAGACUAAAUUUCUAGAAGAAAGUUCUGCCUUGGUUUCUUCUCUGAAGCUCUAUUGUUUGUAUAUUCAUCAUUUCUCGUCCCUUUUCUUUGACACUUGAAUCAAUUGUAUGAUCUAUUGUUUGCAAGGAGAAUUUAUCAUUUGAAUUUCACAUAUAUUUCUUUCUCUUCCCUUUU